AUGACAAGUCUAGCUUAUUUCUUCUUCAUCCUGAGUUUAUUUGUUGCCACCCUUCUCAACCCAGUUCGCUCCCACGUGGAUGAAUAUUUAUUCUUCUUUGGGGAUGGACUGUAUGAGGUGGGCAAUACUACGAACAUUACACGUCCUGAUAAAUAUCUUCCCACUUAUCAUGCACCAUAUGGCACCAACUUCUUCAACCAUUCUGCUACAGGAAGAUAUUCUGAUGGCCGCAUAAUUCCUGAUUUUAUUGCUAAAACGGUGGGGUUACCUUUGAUUCCUUCUUUCCAUAGCAAGGAUGAUCCAUAUUUCACUAAUGGUGCUAACUUUGCUUCAGAAGGUGCAACUGCUCAGGUAAGCAUUUUCCUUACAGGCCAGGUUGAGCUUUUCAAGAAGGUGAAAGAGAUAUGGAGAGAGCAUAUACAAAAUGAUACUGAAGUCUGUAGGAGGUUGCAGAAGGCUGUUUACUUUAUUUCCAUCGGCGCUCAGGAUUAUAUAAAUUACGAAUCCGCUAAUAGGAGGAUUUUGGAUCCUACUCUAGAGGAUAAAGUGGUUAAUGACAUAUCUGACGCCAUCAAGAAUUUGUAUGAUCUUGGCGCUUGGAGAUUUGUAGUUCAGAAUGUGGCAAAAUUAGGUGACAUCCCUUUUGCUCGUCAAAUAUUUGACGACAGAAGUCGGGAGGAUCUAUCAACAAGGGCACAAGCACACAAUGGUAUACUACCUGGAAAACUUAAGGUCAUAAAAGACAAUAAUCCGAAAUUCAAUUAUACAGUCUUUGAUUACUAUACUGCCGUCGAGAAAUUGACUGAUUACUUCAUAGUGCACAUUGCUUGCUGUGGCAAUUCAACGUAUCGUGGGCAAGCUUGUGGAUCUUUGGAUUAUGAAUUUUGUGUGUGUGGUAAUAAGACUGCGUAUUUGUUUUUUGUUGGUACCCAUCACACUGAUGCUGGCAAUAAAGUACUAGCUAAAUUUAUGUGGAACAACAAAUCAGGAUUAGUAUCACCUUAUGGCGUUAAGGACUUCUUUCCAUCAACUACUGCCAUUGAGACCCUUUUUACCGAAGCUGCUGCAUUAGGUUAAUUGAAGGCAUACUACAGAUAUCACGGCCCAUAGUGUAUAUCAUCUAUAUUUCUAAUAAGGCAUGUAAUUCGCCAUAGUGUUUGCCAUCCCCACUAUGGAGUCCCAUGAAUUGGCUUAUGUUUCUGUAUUUCUAUGUACGUACGUGUGUGUUUUAGUAGUGAAUGUAUAUAUUCAGCAAAUAAGCAUAUAGCAUUCAAAUCCAACAAGCUUUGUGAAAUAUGCUUUGUUUUGAAUCUCUCUCUCUCUUUCU
Hevea brasiliensis (rubber tree) is the source of this 1327-nucleotide messenger RNA. RefSeq names its product GDSL esterase/lipase-like. The transcript is spliced from 4 exons. The record is from RefSeq and is a predicted model, not a curated record. Bases 1 to 1077 code for a protein of 358 amino acids. NCBI's taxonomy places the organism in Eukaryota, Viridiplantae, Streptophyta, Magnoliopsida, Malpighiales, Euphorbiaceae. Gene Ontology annotation, molecular function: hydrolase activity, acting on ester bonds.